Molecule: messenger RNA, 1704 nt
Organism: Phyllostomus hastatus (greater spear-nosed bat)
Lineage: Eukaryota; Metazoa; Chordata; Mammalia; Chiroptera; Phyllostomidae
Gene: FBXL6
Product: F-box and leucine rich repeat protein 6
Exons: 9
Coding region: 15-1634 (539 amino acids)
Biological process (GO): SCF-dependent proteasomal ubiquitin-dependent protein catabolic process
Cellular component (GO): SCF ubiquitin ligase complex
Molecular function (GO): protein binding
Source: RefSeq, a predicted model, not a curated record
GUCUGGCUCCUGGGAUGGCGCCCGGAGUGGCGCGGCGGGCCCGGCGCCGAGUCCGGGGCGCGCCGCCGGCUGGGGUGCGGGCCCGUUCGGCCGAGGACUGGUGGUGGGACCGGCUGGCGCCGAGCGGCUCCGGGUACCACCUGCUGCAGUCGGACAGCAUGCUGCUGGUGCUGCCCGGCUCGGGGCCCGCCCGCGCCCGCGCGCACAGGCGCGCCGCCCGCCGCGCUCAGCGGCUGCGGUUGCCUGGGUCCCGCGCCACGGCGGCCAAGGCCAAGCCGAAAUCCGCACCCGCACCUGCUCCGGCUCCUACACCCGCGCCUCAGCAAGGGCCCGACCCGGGCUGGGGCGACCGCAUCCCUUUGGAAAUCCUGUUGCAGAUUUUCGGGUUGCUGGUGGCGGCCGAUGGGCCUGUGCCCUUCCUCGGCAGGGCUGCACGUGUGUGCCGCCGCUGGCACGAGGCGGCCUCCCAGCCUGCUCUCUGGCACACCGUCACCCUGUCGCCACCACUGGCCGGCCGCCCUACUAAAGCGGGGGCCAAGGCUGAGAAGAAGCUCCUUGCUUCCCUGGAGUGGUUUAUGCCCAAUCGGUUCUCGCAGCUCCAGAGGCUGACGCUCAUCCACUGGAAGUCCCAGGUACAUGCUGUGUUGAAGCUUGUAAGCGAGUCCUGUCCUCGGCUCACCUUCCUCAAGCUUUCUGACUGCCACGGUGUGACCCCUGACACUUUGACUGGGCUGGCCAGAGCCUGUCCUCAGCUCCACAGCCUGGACAUACAGCAUUCCAUGGUGGAGUCCACGGCCGUGGUGAGCUUCUUGGAGGAGGUGGGGCCCCGUAUGCGCAAGCUGUGGCUGACCUGCAGCUCCCAGACAACAGCCAUCUUGGGUGCACUGCUGAGCAGCUGCUGCCCCCAGCUCCAGCUCCUUGAGGUGAGCACGGGCAUCAACCGAAACAACACUCCCCUCCAGCUGCCCGUGGAGGCCUUGCAGAGAGCCUGCCCCCAGCUGCAGGUGCUGCGGCUGCUGAAUCUGGUGUGGCUGCCCAAACCUCCUGGGCGAGCGGCGACUCCCGGCCCAGGCUUCCCCAGCCUCGAGGAGCUCUGCCUCGCUGGCCCCACCUGCAACUUCGUGAGCGACGAGGCCUUGGGACGCCUGCUGCACAGCUCCCCUAACCUGCGCCUUCUGGAUCUCCGCGGCUGUGCCCGAAUCACACCUGCUGGCCUGCGUGACCUGCCGUGUCGGGAGCUGGAGCAGCUUUAUCUGGGCCUGUACGGCAUGUCUGACCGGCUGACUCUAGCCAAGGAGGGCAGCCCCCUGUUGACUGAGAAGUGGGCCCACACUCUGCGGGAACUGGACUUAAGUGGCCAGGGCUUCAGCGAGAAGGACUUGGAGCAGGCCCUGGCUGCCUUCUCAGGCACCCCUGGGGGCUCACAGCCAGCUCUGUGCUCCCUCAACCUCAGGGGCACUCGGGUCACACCAAGCACGGUCAGCUCUGUGAUCAGCAGCUGCCCGGGCUUGCGGUUCCUCAACCUGGAGUCCUGCCGCUGCCUCCCACGGGGUCUGAAGCGGGCCUACCGGGGCCCAGAGGACGUCCAGCGGUGCCUGGAGCAGCUGCUCACCAGCCCUGCCUCCCCCAGCUAGGCAGCCUGGCUCUACACCCUUCCAGUUUUGGAUAUUGGAACAUUUUGUUACAAUAAACGUUUCUAAGAAC